Molecule: messenger RNA, 792 nt
Organism: Oldenlandia corymbosa var. corymbosa
Lineage: Eukaryota; Viridiplantae; Streptophyta; Magnoliopsida; Gentianales; Rubiaceae
Source: the annotation of a GenBank genome assembly
AUGGACAUAAAACGCUACAAAAGUCAUAUUCCCAGUCUUACCCCUUCUCGUCUGCCCCCAUUUUAUUUCCAGAAAGAAGAUAAAAAUAAAAAAAAAAUCCCACGACAAAUUGAUUCUCUGGGUGUUCAUUUUGCUGAUUUUGGCGCCAAAGCUAUGAUAAUCGAAGAAUCUUUUCUGAGCGAGACGAACACCACCGCUCCAUCAUGCAAUAAGGCGAUCGGAGCUGACGUGGUAAGCAAUAAUUGUACCGGAACCGACGACGGUGGUUGUGGCGGCGGAGUUGGAGGAGAGCUGCUAGCGCCGCCCCUUAAUUUUUCUAUGGUUGAUUACGGCGUUUUCCGCUCCGGUUUUCCUGAUUCUGCUAAUUUCUCCUUCUUGCUUACCCUAGGCCUCCGUUCAGUCAUAUACCUAUGUCCGGAGCCUUAUCCUCUAGCCAAUGCGGAGUUUCUGAAGGCAAAUGGAAUUCUGCUUUUUCAGUUCGGUAUCGAAGGAUCUAAGGAACCAUUUGUAAACAUCCCAGAGGAGUCAAUACGUGAAGCGCUAGAAGUUGUAUUGGAUGAAAAGAAUCGGCCACUUCUCAUCCACUGCAAGCGUGGAAAGCAUCGAACUGGAUGUCUUGUUGGAUGCUUGAGAAAAUUACAGAAAUGGUGCCUGACUUCAAUUUUUGACGAAUACCAAAGGUUUGCUGGGGAUAAAGCUAGAGUAUCUGACCUAAGAUUUAUGGAGUUAUUUGACACCUCUACCUUGAAUCAAGAAUUGCCGGCAUCUAUUCCGACUAUAACAAAACAGUGA